AUGCAGUUUAUCGCCCAAAAAGCGUUAGGCACUGAUUUAUUACUCGACAUUGAUGAAAUAUGUGAAGAAUUCAGCCAGUUCACCGAUACGAAAAUUGGUCUGAAAAGCAGACUCGCACAAUGGACAACAGAGCUUCACACAUUCCCUCAAUUCGAUAAUGACACAAAAGUCCAAAUGAUGUUCCGGCUAAGCGCUCCUGUUGAUCCUGAAUUUCUUGAAGAACUGAGGAUAGAUGCAGAAGUAGUGCUAGACGACCAAGAAAGAAUCGUCGUGUAUACUAAAAACGACGGUUGUCUGGAGUUGAAUGUGCGAAAUGGUAAUAAGGGAGAGCGAUUCUUCAAGGAAAAUGAGAAACAUUUGCAUUUAUUGAAAUGGAUUGCUAAAAAAUUGACAAUGAGAAACAUUCGUGAUCCGCAAGUUCGGUUCCUUCGAGAAUACAGCAGAGAAACAGAGACCUCGUUGAAUGCAGUAGACAAAAGAUUGCGAAAACUAAAAGAUCAUAUCUAUAGAUUAUCCGAAUUUGAUAAAGCUACAAAAGUCAAAUUGAUGUAUGUAUCGAAUACAUGCUUGCUGGACAGUGUUUUGGAAGAACUUCGGAAAAAUGCAGAGGUGAUCGUGGACAGGCACGGAAAGAUUUUGAAAUAUAAAGCCAACGACGGAAGUUUGGAAAUUGGAGAUAAUGCAAGGAAUAUAAAACGAAAACUGGUCAAGGAAGACAUAUUAGAUGUGUUUCGUUUUGUUGCCGGAAUAUCUGAAAACUUGACAGCGCCCGUCUGCGUGGCAGAUAUUUGCGGAGCUUUCCUUGAAAAAACGCAAUCCAUGGAGAGCAUAAAACAAUUGGCAGGAAGAAUUUAUCACGGACGCGCGAACGUACAGAACAUGAAAGAGUUUGACACUGAAACGAAAGUGAAGAUUCUUUAUGCACUUCGAGUUCCAAUCCAUUUUAAGUGUCUUUCCGAUAUUGAGAAAAUUGGAAACGUAGAAUUGGAUUCGAAGCAAAGAAUCACAAAAUACGUGUCAAAAGAUGGAAGCUUGGAAAUUCCUCAUAGUUUUAAUACUGACUUGGAUACGGAUAGGCCGGAUAACGCGCUACGAUUCAGUUUGACUAGUUCACUGAUUACUACGAGAACGACACUGGAGACGAUUCCUAAGGAAAAGCCAGAAGAACCUCCAAUAAAGAGAACGAGAACGGAAAAGUCUCCUGCACCAGUGGAACCACCACAAAAAACAGCGAUAAUACCAGUUGCUGAAAAACCAGAAGGACCGCCGACCACAAGUCUUUGUUACUUUCUAAACAUUUUCCAAAGUGCUCUGCGGACGUUGGACUCACCGCUUCUAGCCGAGCCGUAUAAGAAAAUGGAGGAUUUUAUUCAUCAGUUAGAAGGGAAUGAUCAUAUAAUCCCUGCGAAAACUGUGCUCAAUUUUGCUGAAUCUUGUUUUUUAUCUGUAACAAAAAGCUUAUCAGUCAAAUUGGAGCCGGGAGAAGAGACAAUCAGUCUCCGAGAUUUCUUGGUUCUUCUGAAAGCUGCUACUGGAUACUUCCGCAAUGAAGAGUUUCAUAAAAGAUUGGAAAAAAUGCUUGCAGAUCUUGAAGAACAGGAUAAGGUAGUAUCCAUGACAUCGAUUCGAUCUGCGUUGAAUUCAACACUCGACAUUCUACAGACUAUAACGCUCACUUGA
Caenorhabditis briggsae is the source of this 1680-nucleotide messenger RNA. The transcript is spliced from 9 exons. Lineage: Eukaryota; Metazoa; Nematoda; Chromadorea; Rhabditida; Rhabditidae. The record is from RefSeq and is a predicted model, not a curated record. The coding region runs from base 1 to 1680 and encodes 559 amino acids.